UGUCACAGCCGGCAGCUCCAAGCUGUGCUUAGAAAUCGCUUGACUGAGCUCAGAGGGGCUGUCUCCGGAUUUUGUGAAGCUAGCUGCUUAGUGCUGUCGAUUCGUUUGUUUAAGUUAGCGUUACUUUUUCAUAGCGGUUUGCUUUGGUUUUCUCAAGUAUAUGCCCACUGGAGCAGGAGAAAGCCAGAGAAAAAGGGCAGAUUUCGUGUACAGGUGGAAACAGGUUCUCUGGGAGAUUUUAAACUACAGAAAUGAAACUUCGGCUUGUUUUAGAUUGAAAAAAUGAGUCUCUGUGCUCCAAAGAGCUAAAGUGAACUGUUGUUUUUUGUGUUUUUUUUUCCAUAGGUUCGCCAUGUGUUAAUAUCAGUCUUCGCUCUGUACUUCUGGCGAAGAACAGAAUAUUUAUUGGUGACUGUGCUAGGAAAGGAGAUGUCCCAGGAAAUGCCUCAAACUAUAAGCCAAAUGGUCAAUACCACUUGUGCUUUGCAUGGAAAAAGCAACAACGCCCAGUUGGGCGGUUCCUGUGAGUGUGACUUGAAAAGGAAGGCAGGCCACUAUCAAGAAAAAAAUGUUAUUGCUCAGCCAGUAUUUGUUUUUGAAAACAGAGAUCAGGCUUUUAAGAGACCAGCUGAAGACACUAUUGACAAAGUAGAACAUGGACUCCCUGGCUCUUCAAGAAAGCGUGCCCGAUCUUCAUCUUUCACUUUCCACACAGCAGAUACCAAGCAAGAGUCAGCACCCUCCCAAAAACGAAUGAGAUCAUCUUCCUUCACUAUCCUUCCUACAUUUCCCCCCUCCCAGCCAGUUAAGAAAAAUAAUGUUUUUAUGACCACAACUGCUUCACAAUGGAAUGUUGACAUUGCCAGGACAGAAAAAGGCCCUUGGGAGCGUAGUCAACGAUGUCCCAUUCUAAGACCUGCCAUUUUGCAACCACCUCAAUCUCAGAAAUGUGUAGGAAGAAAUGCAUUUGAGCAUGCCAAGGCCAAGGAAUUUUACAAGACCAGUGAAAAAUCAAAAAAUGAGCUUUCUGAAGAGAAUCCUCAUAUGCAGAGUGAAAAUUCAGCAAGUACUCACCCCUUACUCAAAUCAUGUACUAGCUCAUACCUUUUAAGUCCUACCCCAAUAAGAAGUCAACUAAAUGAAGACAGACAUUCUUUACAAAGCCAUAGUUCCAAUUUCAUUUUUGGAGAAAACAUGAAUGAGAGAGUUUUGAGUCCACAAAAAUUCACUGAGCUUCACCAAGAAAAGGAUCCAUACAAUAAAGAAAAGCCAUUCACUUCCUCUGUGUCUUUUCCUCUCCACUUUUCAUGGACAAGCUCUUGUAAAAAUACAACUCUGAAGGAAUCAGCAGCUGCAUUUUCCUCCAAGUCAUCACCAAAAUGUAUACUGGAGAAAAUUGAAGUUAUAACAGGAGAGGAAGAAGAACAUAAUGUGUUAAAGAUCAACUGCAAACUCUUUGUAUUUAAAAAGACAACACAAUCUUGGACUGAAAGGGGCAGAGGAACUUUGAGACUUAAUGACACAGCAAAUAAUAACUCUGGGAUGCUUCAGUCAAGGCUGAUUAUGCGAAAUCAAGGCAGUCUAAGGCUGAUCCUCAACAGCAAACUCUGGGCACAAAUGGAGAUACAAAGAGCAAGUCUCAAAAAUCUACGCAUCACUGCCACAGAUUUAGAUGACUGGUCCAUCAAAAUAUUUUUAAUUCAGGCAAGUGCCAAAGAUGUUGGAUGUCUUUACGCAGCAAUACAUCACCGUCUUGUUGCACUAAGAACCUUUUAUAAACAGGAACUGGAUGUAAAUGAAAUUGAAACUGAGUCAGAAACAGUCAUCCAAUUAUUAAGCUGUGAUAGUUGUGAUGAAGAUGAUGAUAUGCUUAAAGUCACCACAGAUCGAUCAGAUCCUUCCAGAUGGAACCACAGAUCACCAGUUGCCUGCUCAUGACAGCUACCUUUGGUCCUGAUUACAGCUACAGAAAGACCAUUGAAAAUCCUCAACCAUCCCAACUCACCUUCUAGUGAGGAAAAUCCUAUAUAUUCAUUGAAAAGGUUUAAGGAAAUUAGUUUUCAAGAGCAUUAGAAUUUGGUCUGCUUCAAACUUUCCCACUUAUGGAUUUUAAUAAUCAUAUUCCUACUGCUUUAUAUUUGGACUAAUCUGAAGAAAAAUUACCAGAAUUUAUGAAGUAUCUCACAGGCUUCAAACGCAUCAUUUCCAGAGGCGUUAUUUCAGAAUAUAACUGAUGAGAAUUAUUCAUCACAUUGAUGGAUAGAACAAUUAAAGCUAUGAAUUAUUAGAUUUAAUAAAUGUCUAAUUCAAACAUUUUUUUCUCCAUCAGUGACCUUCCUUAUAUUACAGAAAAUUCUGUCUUUCAAAAAAUGGCACUUCGGACUAAACAAGAUGGAAAAAAGAACGUGAGCCAUUCAUCUCCUGUAGAUUUAAAGAUACCACAAGUUCGAGGCAUGGACCUUUCAUGGGAGUCCCGCACUGGUGACCAGUAUAGCUAUGGUUCUUUAGUCAUGGGUUCACAAACGGAGAGUGCGCUUAAUAAAAAGUUAAGGGCUAUUCUUCGAAAACAAAAUAGAAGAAGUAUACUGGAUGCUGGACUGGAUUCUCGGGGCUCAGAUGCUGAGCAGUCUACCUCUGGACAGCCAUAUCCCACGUAGGAUCAAGAAGGAGACCCCGGCUCCAAGCAGCCUCAGAAGAAAAGAGGGAGAUAUAGACAGUACAACAGUGAAAUACUGGAGGAAGCAAUCUUGGUGGUUAAGAGUGGAAAAAUGAGUGUUUCCAAAGCUCAGAGUAUUUAUGGAAUUCCCCACAGUACACUGGAGUACAAAUGGAUGACAAUCGAGCAGCAGAAGAAUUAUCUAUCCAUGAAAUAAAUAUUUCAUAGACUUCAAGGAUUGUUCCUUUAAAAAUGCUAUCGUAAGUCUCAUCCAAGUCAUAAAACAAUUUUUACCUUGCUCUUUAUUUUCCACUUAGAUAUAUGAAUUAAUAAAAUAUUAAACUUGUGUGUUCACAGUAACAAUGAGCUUUUUAAACAAAAAUAUUUAAAUAUAUAUCAUAAUAGUAUCAAAGUCUCAAAAAUGUUAACUGCUUUUCAGUUGUUAUUCUCUAAGUUAUUUCAAUAAAGUUAAAUUAUUUGCCUUAGCAUCAUUUAAGGUAUAAUCAUAAAAUUAUAAUACUUUUAUUUUAAUACCUAAAAGAACUUAUCCAAAUGAGGCUUAUCCUUCAAAGUCCUCAUCUUGGGAUUUAUCCCAGUAAUGCUACUAUUUGCCUAAGAUUUUUGUUUUGUUUUUAACUAUUUUGGAAUUAACUAAGGAAUUGAUUUAUGAGCUAACCAAGACAGCAGUUUUAUUACUUUGUAGUUAUAAUUUAAAAAACACAAACAAAAACAACAAACGUAAAACUAAAUUGCUCAGUUUAAAUAUCAGAUUUGAUUUGGGUAACUUUUUGAAGUUUCUAAAAAUUACCUCUACUCUCAAAGGAUAGUUUUGCUACUAUUAAAAAUACAUAAAAAGAAUAGCUCUGAAAACAAGAGUUAAAAAAAGUUUUGAGCCAAAGUAGCAUUGUAAUGAUUGUUGUAUAGUGUUGCAGAUUCAUUACUUUGGGUGGCAGGGCACUUACUUGUAUAGAUGAUGUGUUAUUUUUGUAUUUUAAAUAUAGUCACAUUAUCAUAUAGGCCAGGGGAUUUUAAUCUGGGUUCCUUGGUCUCUCAUGUAUAGGUUUCUGGGGAUCUGUGACCUUGGAUGGAAAAUACAUACACACACACACACACACACACACACACACACACACACACACACACACACAUACAUACAUAUAUCUUUUUACUAAUCUUUGGCUUCCUUAUCCUAUGUAUUUAUUUUGUACAUUUAAACCAUUAUUCUGAGAAGGGAUCCAUAAGUUGUACCUGUGAACCCCAAACCCCAAGAACCCCAAGAACUCCAAUUUAUUAUCUAAGAAAGAAACAAAAAAAAUUAGGGUAGAUGUGUCCACAGGUUAAUUUCUCUCAAGCUGGCUUGACAUGCAUUGCAUGGGAGUUCGGUCCAAAACUGGGCCCCCCUAAGGAGGCCAUUUCAGCACUGGCUCAAGAAGGAUUUUGGGAUACAGCAUUAUAUACCCUUUCAACAGGGGCUCAUAUCAACCUGUCAUCAUUCCAGACCACUCCCAGCCUCUGCUGAUCUGGGCAGCAGUAUCUGUUUCUACCCAAGCCUGAGUAGGAUAAAAUUAAUUCAGGGUUGGGUCAGGUUUCACCAGGGUAGGAAGAUUCAAUGCAAUCUCAUUAUCAGUGAUGUCCUUUUGAAGAACUUUGAAGCAGAAGGCUGGCAGGGUGGUGCUCUGAGUCUCCAAGACAGAUUACCAAGAGAAAUCAUUUUUCACACAGCGAACUAUCAAAGGAAUCCCAACUAUAGGCUGACUUUGUAUUACAUUACAUGCAUUUAAUGAGUCAAAUUCUUCAGUUUUUCUCUGGGAACAAAGCAUUUUUAGAAGUUACUGAAACUAUGGUAGCCUGAUUUAGCAAGUUACUGGUUCAAAGGUCUUUAUUCUCUCCUACACUUCAAUAAUUCUUAGAUAUAGGUAUUUAGGGUGGUCCAUUCUAGCCUUAUUUUCUAUCCUGGGUUUAUCUUCCAUUCUUCUCUGUUAUAUAUCUGAUAAGGGCGGGGGCCCAAGCCAAGAUCUUCACCCUUUGCCUCAAAGGGAAUCUGACUCACAGGCCCCAGACCCUCAUCU
Phascolarctos cinereus (koala) is the source of this 4725-nucleotide messenger RNA. RefSeq names its product RAN binding protein 3 like (gene RANBP3L). Gene Ontology annotation, biological process: protein export from nucleus. The record is from RefSeq and is a predicted model, not a curated record. Lineage: Eukaryota; Metazoa; Chordata; Mammalia; Diprotodontia; Phascolarctidae.